CAAAUGUCAUUAUUUGCAACGAGAACUCAAAUCUGAAAGUGGCUCUUAGAAUAAUUUAUUCAGAAUGUUUGUAGGAGCAGGAUGUCAUCUUUUGUCGAGAGAUUCCCUUCCUUCGCUGGGAAAACAUUCACACCCAACUCAUCUGCUAAUGCACACAGUCAAUGCACCUCUAUUAGAAUCGUGCAAUGUGACUACACCAUGUCACACCCAGAACCCAACUGGGAUGUUGUCUUCUCGGAGUUCAACCGCCAACAGACAUUCCAGAUACCGGUCAUCCGAAUUUUUGGCCCUCAGGCAAAGACCGGGCGAAAAGUGUGUGCUCAUGUUCACGGAGUGCUACCCUACUUCUACGUUUCACUCAAUCCUAACGUGACAACAAGUGAGGAGUUUGUGCGCGCCUUUGCGCAGUCAUGCGAACUUGCUCUUAGAAGCUCUAGUCGUGCACAGAAUCGCAGAGGUAUGAAAGGAAACUUUGUUCAUAAUGUCGAAGUUGUGGCGGCGACUCCCAUUUACGGUUACUAUGACAAAGAGCAGGAAUUUCUGAAGAUCUACAUGUACAAUCCGGCACAUGUCAACUGGCUAGCUGACAUCCUUGGACAUGGUGCGAUAAUGAACACAGUGUUUCAGCCCUAUGAAAGUCACAUUCCUUUUGUGAUGCAGUUUUUCCAAGAUUACAAUUUGUAUGGUAUGAACUUGAUCCAUUUUUCAGACGUCAAGCACCGAUUAGAGGAGAUCACAGAGGAGAAGUUGAACUCGUCUGAGACGGAAAAGUCUCAUGUUGCUGGAGAUAAGGAAGCUCUGGAAAAAGUAAGCGUAUGUGAAGUCGAGUUUGACUCAUUGUCCUGUUGCAUUUUGAACAAGUCUCAAUCCGAAAUUGGGCCAACUGGCAGUCAAAAGAGACUGGGAAACCCCGGAUUGAGAUUGAUUUGGCAGGAUGAGUUUAAAAGGCAGUCCCAUAUUUCCCAAGGAGCUAGAGUUGAUAUAGCUAAUCCAAGCUCACCCGAGCGAACCAAUAUUCCAGCAGAAUCAUCUCAGAAACAUCAUCUAAAUGAAAUCUGCGAAGCGCUGGGAAGUUUCGAAAUCUCGCAAACAUUCAUUUCAAAAACUGCCUUUACACCGGGCAACGUUUCAUUUCAAAACUUCAAAACUCCAUGCAAGAACGAUUUUGAAAUAGGAAAAGCAAAGGCAAGCUCGACGCCUUUUCACGGCAAAGAAGAAAACUCAAUUGAUAAAUCACCGGGAAAAAAAGCGGUUUCUUUCAGUUCAGAUACUGUGAGCAACGAACCUUUUAUUAACGAGGAGAUGAUUACUUCAAUGAAUCUUCAAAAUGUUUCAGAAGCCAAUUCAAACUGUUCAUACUCGAGUUUGAAGAAUUUUCUAGCAGAAAUGACUCAAGCGAGUAUUAGUGGCUCACUUUUGAACCAAUCAGGAAUCGAUACAAGUCGCUUGCAUGAAAUGGACGACGAAGAAGUUGAAGAUUUUCUGUCGAUCAUUCAAAGUGAAAAAGAUUUGACAUGGUCUGAAAAAGCAUUUUUCGAUCUGAAGCUAGAUACAGCUGAAGACAGAAAUUUAAGCCAAAUUGUAGAAUGCCCUGAAGAUGUGUACGAUUUGGAAGCUGAUGAUAAUAUCGGACCAGAUGAUGAGAAUGAAAUUGCAGUUUUAGCCCAGUUGGAUGGACGUAGUGGACUCUACAGUGCCUCGAGUUCUCAUGCUGCAAUACAAAACGAUAAACGGCAAAGCGACAAUAUGGAAGUUAUGAGACCAUGUAUUGUACGGCUGGAGAGGUUGGCUCCUUCCUUACUAGGAAAAAGUGGUUCGAAAUUACCUGAAGCAUUAUCCACGACCAUUAGAGGAGAAAAAAUAGAAGAGGCAGUUGAACGUAGAACAACUGCAUCUACUGAAAAUCGAAAAGAUGAUUCUAUGGGAUCUAGUUUAUGCGAUGGUAACAGCGGCUGUGCAAACUCUGACGACGAAUGUUCUCAUGGUACAGAGGUAUUUGGAUCGAGAAUGGAGGAGUCUCUUUAUGUUGAAAUCGAGCAUACAACUGCAAAAGGCAUUAAUUCAACCACUCCUGCAAUCAAGUUGGCAAGUGUUGGAAAGUACAAAGUUGAUCUGCCGUGCUUCGAAGUGAACUCAGUCAAAAAACUGAAGCCGUGUCUUAAACUAGAAGAUAGUUUCAAUCAAACUACAGUUGACGCAGAGGCGGAAAAAGUGAGCAAACUGUCAAAUAGGCGUGACUCUCGUCUCUAUAAUAGUGAAAUAUCUAUUUGUGAGAUCUCCCCUCCUCCUGAAAUGGAAAAUGGUGUCGCAACAGUCUGUAAGUCAGAUGGCGAAGGGCAAGAAUUAAACAGUACGGCUGAAAGAUCUAAGUCUAAAAAGACAACUGCAACUUCAUACUCAAAAGACAUUGAUAGGUUAACUGCCCAGAAUUAUCUGACAAAUGAGAUGGUUGAAUGCGAAGAAGCUGAAAGAUCAAUCGAUUUCGAAGAAUUGAGCAACAUAAGCACAGCUACAACCAAAUCUAUAGAAGGGCCUAAUUUAUAUUCGGAAAUAGGCGAAUCAAUUUGGCCAGAUGACAACCGAGGAGGGCUUCAGACUCACAAUUCUGAAUAUUUAUGCAGCCAGUCUUCCUCUGCUACAAAGAAUAACUCCGCUGAGAUAUUGGAUACUGGGGGUCAUGAUUUAGGAAACAUAUUUGCAAAUGAACUAAACUUCAGAAUGUUAGCGGAAGAUUUAGGACAAAAAGGUCCAAAACUGAAACUUAUGUUUGCCGACGAAACUCAGGUCAGCCCAAAACUAUUUAGUUCUCCUGAAAAUGAUAACGAUGAGGUCUCUAGAAUAACAUUUGCAAAUUUGCCACCAACUAGAGGCUACGUCAUGAGCCGUUUAGAAGAACAAAGUUUAUGCGAGUUUGAUUAUUCGUAUGAAAACAGAUUAUUAGGAUCUGAAAUCGAGCCCUUCCAUCAUGAAAGCGUCGACGCAUUGGACGAAAACUUUGACGUGCCUGUUGGCAGAGUAAUGGUACUUACUCCAGCUAUGCCACCUCCUGUUAUUGACCGCCAAAAAUUGGAGGAGUUUGUUAUGGACAAAAACAGAGAAUCGGUUUCCGAAGUAUCCGAGGAGCUUGAAAACUCGAAACCAGAUCACCGUCGACCAAGUUCUCCCUCGAUGUUUUAUUCAUUCAUGCCGCCUCAAACUGACUUAGAAGUUGACAAGACUGCAGAUCUGAGAAUUACUUCGCCUCUAUUGUUGGAAUCACAUCCUGUGACCCCAUUUUGUCGGAGACACAGUACAACAGGCGUCUCAAUUCAUGAAGCCAAUGUAGGCAGUGAGCUACCAAAGAUUGAUGCAAUUACAUCAGAAUCUAGCCAGGAUCAUCGAUAUCAAAACUUGACAAUGAUGUCCAUGGAGCUGCAUGUCAUCACAAGGUCCUCACUACUUCCCGAUCCGUUAUUUGAUCCUAUAGUUUCCAUUUUCUACGCUGUGAUAGAUGACUGUGAGAACAAUCGAAAUAAAAUCGAAUCAGGAGUGUUGGUCGUAAGACCUUCCAUUGACGACGAGCAAAGUAAAUGUAACUUCAGACGUCGUAUUGAACAUCUAUGUGUGCAGCGAGACAUCGAAGUCAAGUUUUGCAAUUCUGAAUUUGAUCUCAUCAUUGAGUUCUCUCUGUUUAUACGAAAUUUAGAUCCUGACAUUCUGGUUGGUUAUGAAGUUCAGAACUCAUCGUGGGGCUAUCUGCUGAAACGAGGAACGAUACUUGAAAUAGACAAAAUGGCCCAAAUAUGUUCACGAAUACCAAUGAGCGGUGAAUCUCAUUUUGAUAAAGAGCGAGAUACAUUUGGGGCAGAUGAAAUGUCUGAAGUAAACCUAGUGGGAAGACUAGUGCUAAAUAUGUGGCGCAUUUUGAAGUCCGAAUCCAAUUUAAGGUCGUCUGAUUUCCAUGUAGUUUAUCACGAGGUAAUGAAAAAGAGGAUUCCCGUUUUCAAGUACAAAGAUUUGACGUCAUGGUUCAACCCUUUAUCUCAUAGUCUUAGCGCCAAACUUGCUUACAAGACUUUUGAUCAUUUGCACACACGAUGUAUUGGAAAUCUUGAAAUGCUACUCAAAUUAGAUCUCGUGACAAGAACAAGUGAAAUGUCUCGCCUUUUUGGAAUCCUGUUUUUCGAAGUGUUAACCCGUGGAACUCAAUUUAGAGUUGAAUCCAUGUUAAUUCGAUCGGCUAAAGCGCGAAAUUUUGUGUGCGCAUCGCCUAGUAUCCAGCAACGCGCCAGAAUGCGUGCCCCAGAACACAUUCCCCUAGUUCUGGAACCAGAAUCCAGAUUUUAUGCUGAUCCGGUGUUAGUGCUAGAUUUCCAAAGUCUCUAUCCGUCAAUGAUGAUUGCGUAUAAUUACUGUUAUUCAACGUGCUUGGGUCGCAUCGAACACCUCAAAGAUGAAACCAACUCAAUAUUUCAACUGGGAACUCUUCCAUAUUUUGUCCCAGCUUCGCGUGUGAGAAAACUGAUCAAAAAAGAGAAAGUCCACAUUGCACCGAAUGGCGUCGUCUAUGUUGAUACAUCAGUAAGAAAAGGAUUGAUAUGUCAGAUGGUUGAGGAUAUUCUGAACACUCGAGUAAUGGUGAAAAGAUUCAUGAAGAACUAUAAGAAAGAUCCAGUACUGUACAAAAUGCUAGAUGCUAGGCAACUUGGAUUGAAGCUGAUUGCCAAUACAACUUAUGGAUAUACUGGUGCCAGCUUUUCUGGUCGUAUGCCAUGCGUGGAAAUAGCGGACAGCAUUGUGCGCAAAGCGCGGGAAACGCUUGAAAAAUCCAUCGAUUUCGUGAACAAUUACUCGAAAUGGAAGGCGGAAGUUGUCUAUGGAGAUACAGAUAGCAUGUUUGUGCGUCUUCCAGGAGCUAGCAGAGAAACUGCUUUCAAAGUAGGUCAUGAAAUAAGCGAUAGUAUUACACAAAUGCACCCGAAACCGGUGAAAUUGAAAUUCGAGAAAGUGUACCAACCCUGCGUGUUGAUUACGAAAAAAAGGUACGUUGGAUACUCUUAUGAAACUCUGGAGCAAAGGGAACCUGUUUUUGACGCUAAAGGAAUCGAAACGGUGAGACGUGACAAUUGUCCUGUUGUCGGAAAAGUGUUAGAGAAAAGCUUGCGUCUUUUAUUUGACUGUAAAGACCUCUCUGUUGUGAAAGACUAUGUUCAAAGACAACUGAAUAAAAUCUCUCACGGAAGAGUUCCAUUGAAUGACUUCGUUUUUGCGAAGGAGUUCCGAGGAAGAGAUAGGUACAAACCAGAAGCUCAUAUUGCGGCAUUGAAAAUUGCUGACAAGCGACUAGCUGUGGAUCCAAUGGCUGAGCCCCUGAGAGGAGACCGCGUGCCCUAUUGUAUAGUGUAUGGUGCGCCAAAGCUACCUUUAUACAAAUUGAUACGGUCUCCAAAUGAACUUGCAAAGAAUCCUUUGCUCCGAUUAAAUGCGCUCUACUACAUUAUGAAGCAAGUUCUACCUCCUUUAGAUAGAAUUUUUGGUCUCAUAGAGAACACGAAUGUUUUUAAGUGGUUCAAUGAAUUGCCAGUCUAUUCGAAUCAGUUGAACACGGCUGCAAAUCUUACGUCGUCGAAAGGAUCUAACAAGGCCUUGACACUUUCUUUGUUUGUUUCAACAAAAACGUGUAUGUCCUGUUUCGAGAGGCAGUGCCAUCUCCAAUCUCCUGUAUGUAACGAAUGUCUAGCCGAUCCACAAUACCUAAUGUGGAAGAUGACUAUCGACUUACGUGAUGCUCAGAAGCAAUUGGAAGCAUCGAAGAGGUUGUGCUUGUCGUGUUCUGGUCACAGGAGAUAUUGUGAUGAUUGCGACAAUUUUGAUUGUCCUAUUUUCCAGAAAUUGCUGCAGUUGAAUAGAAUAUUGCCUGUACAAUCUGAAGUCGUGAAAAAUAUAGAAUCGAAACUGUCAUUUUGAACAACAUGAACUCUUUUGUUUUUUUUUCUGAUAACUCAUUCUAUGAAUAA
Symsagittifera roscoffensis is the source of this 5996-nucleotide messenger RNA. Its product is annotated as DNA polymerase zeta catalytic subunit-like. The record is from RefSeq and is a predicted model, not a curated record. Gene Ontology annotation, cellular component: nucleus; zeta DNA polymerase complex. Gene Ontology annotation, biological process: double-strand break repair via homologous recombination; error-prone translesion synthesis. Bases 82 to 5946 code for a protein of 1954 amino acids. The transcript has a single exon. Lineage: Eukaryota; Metazoa; Xenacoelomorpha; Acoela; Convolutidae. Gene Ontology annotation, molecular function: nucleotide binding; DNA-directed DNA polymerase activity; DNA binding.